AUGAGCCAAUCGUCCCAGCAAUCACCGCCGCCUUCGCGUGGCGGAGGAGGUGGUGCUGCAGCUGCUGGACUCGGCUUAAGCAUUGAUGCGGCCGUCUCUGGCAAAACACAAGCACAGCGAGCCCCCUCGCCGCGCCCCAAAGACUUCAUCUACCUGCUGCGGCCCGAAAUCUACCACCCACUGCCGGCCACCGCUGCCGGCGCUAAUGUGCCACAGUCUUUCCGCAUAUCGGAUCGCCAGCCCAAUCCAGACGAGGCCGUCGGAGCCGCCGAGCUGUCUGCCACCGCCUUGUCCGACCUGCUCGCGUCUGGCCACUUCCGCGCCGCUGCCAUCGUGGCCGCCCGCCAGCUUGUUGCCCAGCCAGAUCCGACCGACUAUGCCCGCAUCUUUUCGCUCUUCUAUACCCGCCUGGCGUGUCUGCUGCUGCUCGACAUGACGUCGCUGGCCGCACAGGAAGCCAAGGCGCUGGAAGAUCUAAACAGCCCGUUUUACCGCGGCGAGGCCGACCCCAACGACCCGUCGGGUCUGCCGCCCCACCUCGCACCAUGGGCGCUGCGCGUCCUGCACGUCCGCCUGCAGGCGCUGGGCUUUGGCGACCCCCGCCGCGCCGUCAUGAGCUACUACGAGCUGGCCCGCGAGGCGCGCGUGCGCAUUGCCGCGGCGCUGGCGACGCACGACAACUCGGUGCGCGAGCUGUGGAAGGCGCGUCUGUCCGAACUGGGCAUCCAAGUGGCCGGCGCGCUCAUCGAAAUGGACGACAUGGCGGGUGCAGCGGCGCACUUGGCCAACCUGUCGACCCCUUCCUCUGCUUCCUCCUCCUCCUCGCCCACGACGACGACAGCGACACUCGCCACCCGCCGCAUCGACAUGGCCAAGGCGCUUCUGUGGCUGCAGCUGGGCGACGUGGACGCUGCGCGGGCGGCCAUGGGGCGCGACGGCGCCUCGCAGGCCGCGGGCGAUGACACGGCGGACUCGCCGUUUGAGACGGGCAAGAGUGGUGAUGCGGGCGACCUCGCACCUCGCGUAGUGGCCGCUCUCUGCGAUAUGGCCGAUGGCGAGUACAGGACAGCGUUGGCGGCAUGGCGGGCGCUCCGCGACGACGCACCCGACGACGAGAUGAUUGGCGUCAACCUGGCCGUGUGCCUGUUGUACGUCGGCCAGAUGCAGGAGGGCCGUGCUGUGCUCGAAGGCCUGGUCGACGCAGGCUACUCGUCGCACACGCUGCUCUUCAACCUGUCCACCAUGUACGAGCUGUGCACCGACCGCGCCAAGGCUAUGAAGUUGAACCUGGCACAACGCGUGGCCGACCAAACGCACGCCGACGGCCAAGCCUGGGAGAAGACGAAUGCCGACUUUAAACUCUAG
This is a messenger RNA of Sporothrix schenckii 1099-18, 1365 nucleotides long. RefSeq lists its product as uncharacterized. Lineage: Eukaryota; Fungi; Ascomycota; Sordariomycetes; Ophiostomatales; Ophiostomataceae. Gene Ontology annotation, molecular function: protein binding. Bases 1 to 1365 code for a protein of 454 amino acids. The record is from RefSeq and is a predicted model, not a curated record. The transcript has a single exon. Gene Ontology annotation, cellular component: TRAPP complex; Golgi apparatus.